AUGCCAUGUCAAAGUUUUAUACAAGAAGUAUUUUGCGGAAAUCUCACAGAAUUAAUUGAGGAUGACUCCUACCAGGAAUGUCCAAUUUCACUGUUUCGCCGGAAAAGAGCUAAUCUGGACUACACACGGUGGCGCGCUAACGUGCAGACUACACCAGAGUUUAUAGUGAAGGUUCUUGAUGAGGAAGUUACUACAUCGAAUGCAAAUCAAAUUGUUGCUGUGAACAUAUUGCCUGUGACGCAGAGAGUAGAGAAAAUAAUUGUAGGCGGCGCGAUGGUUCCGCCGCCGAUGUCCACUGUGAGCUCCGCUGAUCUCUCGAAGGAUUAUACACGAUUCGUACCACCUACCACCCUUUCAGUUACUCAAAUUGCUGAUAAUCUUGCGCUCCAACUUAAAACCACGACUCCGCAAGAGGGACCACAACCAAUAUCACCUCCUGCCCAAUCUUCCCCACCUUUUGUCCGUUCAAUGGAGGCCUUGCACAAUCCACGACGAGACGAGAGCCCGCCUGCAAGUCCGCAAUUUAUUUCACGAUUCUCCAAACCCAAAGUACUGGCUCGCCAAUAUGCACCUAUCGCACCUGUGGCAUUUACACGCCGAUCAUUAACACCACUUACUCCUUCAACAAUUGAUUAUAAUAAAGAAUUUGUUCAACCCACAAGAUCUACCUUCUCCGGUAAAUAUCAGUUGUCAUCUCGAACUUUCCCGGAAGAACGCACUUCCUCUUCGAUUAUAUAUGACGAUCGAUUUAGUUUGCCACCACAGUCUUCCCCUCAUAGGCCUUCCACAGAAUCGAAGCAGAACUCUAUUCUGACAUUUGUUUAUGAGGAGCUUCGACCACACGAUGAAUUUGUAUCUCGAACAACUCUAAAGAGAGAUCCUAGUCGAACUCCCGGUCCGCCAAAUAAGACGACAGACCUAAGUUUUAGUUUUCGUUUUAAAACACCAAACACAAAGCAUGACAACCCUACUCCAGCUAGCGUAGAUAAAGUACCGUAUAUUCAGAAAUUACAAGCUAAACCAGAAGAUUCUCGCGGAAAGGAUCAUGAAGUAGGAGAGAAAGAAGAAAAAUUUUUACAGCACAAACUGACCACAGUCGUAGAAAAAGAAUUGGAUAUAAAUUACAAUAACUUAUUUUAUAAUGAUGAAUAUAAAGAAGUUACUACACGAAGACCGUUAGAAACAUCUGUCCAUUACAUACCGGAUGAAUACGAUGAUAAAUCUAAAUACAAAGAAAUAAAUUCGGUAUCUGCUAUUGAUAAAAUCGAAGGCCCAGAGUCAAAUGACGACACAAAGCAAAGUAUAACGGAAAAGGACGUAAUAUAUAAUACGUAUAAUCAUGAAUUGGAAAAAGAACUGCAGUUAAGACGUGCUGUCACGAAAAAUAUUUCUAUUGACUUAGAUAUUUCUACAGUGACGGCAACUUCAAGUAAAUCAGAAAUCACUGCUACAGAACCCGAUAAAGACGUAAAAAAAGGAGAAGAGAAGAGACAAACAUGCUCUAUGUUGAAAUUACGUCAACUAAACUUUAACUCACCACGCACUUUAUCAGAGAUAGUAGCUCAAUUAAAGCAGUGGGCGGAAGAUAGUCCCGUGGCAAAGUGGAUUGAUAUAACUGAUGGAAAUCUCACUACGAUGGAGAAUCCUAUACACAUGAUAAUAGUUGAUGACCCUAGUAAUGGACAAAUUAUGUCAGCGAAGCAAACUGUGAUGAUUGUCGCUGGGAUUCAAGGUCGAGACCAUCACGCUGUCACAGCAGCCAUGUACGUUCUCUACCAGCUAGUAGAACGCAGUGAGUUCCAUGCUGAUGUCCUGACUAAAUAUCGCUUUUGGAUCAUACCGGUCUUCAAUCCAGAUGGAUAUGAUUACUCUAUGACUUUUCCACAUCGACGAGAAUGGACGAAGAAUCUUCGUCAAACGUGGGACAAUUGCAGGGGCAGAGAGUCGUGUAAAGCGUGCGAAACUUUCGGUCUCAGAUGCACCAUCCAGCCCUGCUACGGAGUUAAUUUAGAUAGAAAUUUCGAAUAUCAGUGGAUACCCACGGAGGAAUUACAAGCCGAACAUCCGUGCGGAUUACUAUAUGCAGGCGAGCGGCAGUUAAGCGAAGCUGAAACACUGUCGCUAACACACUUUCUGCACGAUCAACGUUUUCCUCUCUACACGUUUAUUGCCUUUAAAGAGGGUGACGUGCUUGGAGUAAUGUACCCAUACUCACAUACGCGAAAAAAAAGGGCCUUCGAUCACGUUUAUAGGCAAAGAGCAUCUCGUGCGGCGGCUGCUGCCUACAGCAUAAGUGGGAGACCCUACGUUGCAGGGCAGACAUCGGAGUUUUUGCCCUUGUAUGCAGGUGGAAUUGAGGAUUGGGUGGACAGCCACGUCGGUAUAGACAAUACAUAUACCAUCAUGAUGUUCCGGCCUACGGACUCGUACAAUAUGAAACUUAUUACCGAGCAUGUAGUUCACGAAGCAUAUGCAGCAAUUGAUACAUUAUUGAUGCAAAGUUCAGAAGUAUUAAGUCCGCCAAGUCUCACGCUCACCCAAGCAAAAGCUUCAAGAAUACUUCCCAUGUCACUGUUGUUUGUAUCUACCAUCCUGCAGAUAAUGCUAACUGGAUACAAGUAAACAUAUACAGUCGAUCGGGUAUAUUAGUUCAUCAAACCUUAUAUUGAUAUGUCCUGUCAUGUCGAUACAAAUCUACCUCAAGCAGUAGUCUUUACAUGGGUGGACAAAACAGCAGCACCUAUACAAUAUAGUCGAUAUAGUAGUAGUUAACCUUUUGACCGCAACUGACAAAAGCUAGUAUUGUUUCCUAGACGCCAAGUCUAGUGAUGUGACAUAUUAUGAAUUUUAACCUUAUAUUAAUUAAAUUCUCUUAAGUUAAACAAAAACCUACCACUAAAUGCAACUAUGAAUCCAUACUUAACUAGAAUAUACAAAUAUCAUAUGGUUUCAUUGGUGCUUAAAGCAUCUAUGGCGGUCAAAAGGUUAAAUACUUGUCUAUGUGAUUGACAUGUAAAGAAUUGUCAAUGAAUCACUAAGUGCUCUAGUUUAUAAACUAAGCCUUCCGGUAUAUUCGUGUA
Messenger RNA from Hyposmocoma kahamanoa, 3080 nucleotides. RefSeq lists its product as uncharacterized. Lineage: Eukaryota; Metazoa; Arthropoda; Insecta; Lepidoptera; Cosmopterigidae. The transcript has 13 exons. Gene Ontology annotation, molecular function: zinc ion binding; metallocarboxypeptidase activity. The coding region runs from base 1 to 2622 and encodes 873 amino acids. Gene Ontology annotation, biological process: proteolysis. The record is from RefSeq and is a predicted model, not a curated record.